This is a messenger RNA of Bipolaris zeicola 26-R-13, 1473 nucleotides long. RefSeq lists its product as uncharacterized. Gene Ontology annotation, molecular function: transmembrane transporter activity. Gene Ontology annotation, biological process: transmembrane transport. Lineage: Eukaryota; Fungi; Ascomycota; Dothideomycetes; Pleosporales; Pleosporaceae. Bases 1 to 1473 code for a protein of 490 amino acids. The transcript is spliced from 6 exons. Gene Ontology annotation, cellular component: membrane. The record is from RefSeq and is a predicted model, not a curated record.
AUGGCAGAAAAGGCUGGUCACGACGCUACCGUCGUUCCUGUAUCAGUUGGUACAUCCGUUGAGGAUAUAGAGACAAAUGGGUUUGAUGAAGUAGGCACGAAGAAGCUGCUACGGAAGCUUGAUUGGCAUCUCAUUCCUUUCAUGUCUCUCAUCUAUCUGCUAUGCUUCCUCGACCGCACCAAUAUAGGCAAUGCUCGUCUCGAUCACCUCGAACAAGAUCUCAACCUGCAUGGCCUUCAGUAUAAUGAUUGUCUUGCUGUUCUUUUCCCAUUCUACAUCGCUGCAGAGAUACCGUCCAACAUGAUGAUGAAGCGUACCCGGCCUUCCAUCUGGCUUACUUUCAUCAUGUUCUUUUGGUCACUGUCAAUGAUUCUGCAGGGCUUUGUCAAGAAUUAUUCGGGGCUUAUGGCUACGCGAGUAUUCCUCGGUGUGUUCGAAGGCGGCUUAUUCCCCGGCGUAAACUACUACAUAUCUCAAUGGUAUAUCCGAGAUGAGUGCGGGUUCAGAAUGGCCCUCUUCUUCAGUGCCGCCACUCUCGCCGGCGCCUUCGGUGGCAUCCUUGCACGAGGCAUUGCAGAAAUGUCUGGCGUAGGCGGACGGGCGGCAUGGUCCUGGAUUUUCAUUCUAGAGGGUCUAUUGAGUAUUCUAGUCUCCAUAGUAGCAUACUGGUGCAUCUACGACUACCCAGCCACUGCCCGCUUCCUCACCUCCACCGAACGCACAGAAGUGCAGCGCCGCCUACGCGAAGACUCGGGCCACCUCUCCAACGACUUCAACGUGAAGUACGUCUACCAAGCCCUCAAGGACUGGAAAAUCUACAUCUUCAUGCUCAUCUGCAUGGCGGGUUUCUGCCCCAUAUACUCCUUCGCCCUCUUCCUCCCCACCAUCAUCAAAAAUAUGGGCUACACCGCCAACGAAGCCCAACUCAUGAGCGUCCCGCCCUACGUCUGCGCUUGCGUCUUUACAAUCGCAGCGUCCUGGUACGCCGACCGCGUCAAGAAACGAGGCAUCUUCCUCAUGGCCUUCCAACUCAUCGCCAUCGCCGGCUUCGCCAUGCUCGCUGCUACAAGCGCGCCCAGCGUACAGUACGCAGGCACUGUCCUCGCCGCCAUCGGCAUCUACCCACAGAUCCCGCUCGGCAUGGCGUGGAACAGCGGUAACAUUGGCGGCAGCUUGAAGCGCGGGACGGGUAUCGCAAUGCAGGUCAUGGGCGGCAACUGCGGUGGUAUAAUCGCAUCGUACGUCUAUGUUUCACGUGAUGGACCGCGAUUCAUCACGGGCCAUAGUAUCUUGAUUGGAUUUGCCAGCAUGGCAUUCUUCCUUACCUUCUUCAUGUCAAACUGGUUCCGCAUGGAGAAUGCGCGCCGUGACAAGAUUGCGCUCGAGACUGGACAUCAAGAACUUACCGAGGAGCAAAAGGCCAUGGAGAGUGAACUCGCGGAUUACGUACCGUGGUUUAGAUACACUACCUAA